Molecule: messenger RNA, 1167 nt
Organism: Phodopus roborovskii (desert hamster)
Lineage: Eukaryota; Metazoa; Chordata; Mammalia; Rodentia; Cricetidae
Gene: Olig2
Product: oligodendrocyte transcription factor 2
Exons: 2
Coding region: 107-1078 (323 amino acids)
Biological process (GO): oligodendrocyte cell fate specification; neuron differentiation; oligodendrocyte differentiation
Molecular function (GO): protein dimerization activity; DNA-binding transcription factor activity
Source: RefSeq, a predicted model, not a curated record
AGCCGGCAGCCAGGUUCUCCUCUGCAGCGAGCACUUCGAAUCGAAUUCACAUUCCGACAGUUGGAAAAGGAAGGACCCUUCGAAAGCUGAGAUUAUUCCUGGGGCCAUGGACUCGGACGCCAGCCUGGUGUCUAGUCGCCCGUCGUCGCCAGAACCCGAUGAUCUUUUUCUGCCGGCCCGGAGCAAGGGCGGCAGCAGCAGCGGCUUCACUGGGGGGACCGUGUCCUCGUCCACGCCGAGCGACUGCCCGCCAGAGCUGAGCGCAGAACUGCGAGGGGCCAUGGGCGCGGCGGGCGCGCAUCCCGGGGACAAACUGGGCGGCGGUGGCUUCAAGUCUUCUUCCUCCAGCACUUCCUCGUCCACGUCGUCCGCAGCCACGUCGUCCACCAAGAAAGACAAGAAGCAGAUGACCGAGCCGGAGCUGCAGCAGCUGCGCCUGAAGAUCAACAGCCGCGAACGCAAGCGCAUGCAUGACCUCAACAUCGCCAUGGACGGCUUGCGGGAGGUCAUGCCGUACGCGCACGGCCCGUCGGUGCGCAAGCUCUCCAAGAUCGCCACGCUGCUGCUGGCGCGAAACUACAUCCUGAUGCUCACCAACUCGCUGGAGGAGAUGAAGCGACUGGUGAGCGAGAUCUACGGCGGUCACCACGCCGGCUUCCACCCAUCGGCCUGUGGCAGCCUGGCACACACAGCGCCACUACCCACCGCCACAGCGCACCCAGCAGCCGCAGCGCACGCUGCGCAUCACCCGGCCGUGCACCACCCCAUCCUUCCUCCCGCAGCCGCCGCUGCAGCCGCCGCAGCCGCCGCUGCAGCCGUGUCCAGCGCCUCCCUGCCGGGCUCCGGGCUGUCUUCGGUCGGAUCCAUCCGGCCUCCCCACGGCCUGCUCAAGUCUCCGUCGGCGGCCGCAGCCGCCCCUCUCGGAGGCGGGGGUGGCGGCAGCGGUGGCAGCAGUGGCUUCCAGCACUGGGGAGGCAUGCCGUGCCCUUGCAGCAUGUGCCAGGUGCCACCUCCGCACCACCACGUGUCGGCCAUGGGCGCCGGCAGCCUGCCGCGCCUCACCUCCGACGCCAAGUGAGCGGGCCAGCGCGGGUGCGUUCUGGAGAGCCAAGGGCUGUUGAGCAGCCAGAACUGGCCAGCACUGGGGCUCCGGAGCUCUGUUGCAAG